Messenger RNA from Owenia fusiformis, 3339 nucleotides. Lineage: Eukaryota; Metazoa; Annelida; Polychaeta; Sabellida; Oweniidae. The record is from the annotation of a GenBank genome assembly.
UAACACAAGACCCGGGAAAACCGAUUGAGAAAACGAUAUGACCCUUUUCGUUUAGCGUAAAGCCUCGUUUUGGAAAUCUGGGAAAAUUUAAAAAUAUGGAUUUAGAACUGCAAUGGGUUCUAGAAUUUGCUUGUGCAAACAGAUAUCACUCAGUUAUAGCAGAGCAUAUAAAGAAGAAUCCAGGUUGUGAUGUAGAUAUAAGAAUGGCGUGCUGCUCUAUACACAGAAUCAUGACCAGGCUGGAGUUUGAUGAGUUACCAUUAGUUAUGAGUCUCAUAGAAGAAAUAUAUAAUCGUGUUGACAAAGUCGUGACAUGUACCCAUUUUGCAAAGAUCAUAAGUGGACUAAAAAUCAUGAUCUUAUUUCAUACUCUGCAACAAGAUGACCCAUAUAUGCUCGCUAGACUGAAUGAAUUUUUCCCCAGGGAUGGUUGGAGUCACCCUAAAGCAAAUCCUACAUUGAGUAAGAAACUCAAUAAAGAAUAUUUGAGAUUCCGUAAAUUCUUCCUUCCACUCAUAACAGACAAGAAGUCUCAUUCUGCUCACAUAAAGGAUGAGUUCGCUACCCAGACAUCCACUCAGACACUAGUGACUAAGUUUCUAGAAGCAGUGGAGCAUCUACUUCCUAAAACUGUGAUUGAAAAGAUCAAUGAGGAAGAUGAUGAAAUCCUAGAUAUUAUUACACAACACCAUGGCUCUGUAGACUUGGAGCACUUUAUGGAUAAACUGUUGUCUAUAGGAACCAGAGAUGAGGCUUCUGUGUUGGAGGUAUAUCGUUCAAUUCAGGCUCACAAAAUCAGGACAACAGCAAAAGUUCCUAAAGUGAUGAGUGUGAAACCCAUUCGAAGUGAUGUCAGGCUUGGAAGCAGUGAUGUCAGUCAUGCCCAGAGUGAUGUCAGCCUUGGACAACUAAAAGUAAAGCCCACUCGUAUAAAAGGGAAAUACAAUCAGUAUGAUAAUACAAUCAAAUCAAGAUCUGUUGGAAAUAUUUCAGGAUUAUCUGUUCGUAGCGAUUCAACUACAAGGACAUCUUCAAAUGUAAAUAACGUAGGGAUGAAUGAAAGAACUAAAGCAAUUGAUGAACAACAAUUUCAAGUAAAUCUGGAUGACGAUGAGCCAUUUGAAAUACGCUUAGAGGAUAUAUCAAUUGUGCCCUAUAUACAUACUCCAACUGCAUGCAAAAAUGUUCCCAAGGCAUCCUUUGUUGAGAAGCCAAUUGAAACAGACAUUUUUAGUGAUGUGGAUCUUGAAAUCAUAGAAAAUUCACCUGAUAACUCAGUGACGGUUGAAAGGUCAAAAUUCUAUGGAUCGAUGCAACAAAACUCUGAAACUGUCACUUUAAAAGCAACAGAGAAACUGAAACGAAAAUUCAAAUUUAAGAAAAUCUCAGUUAAAAAGAGACCAAGAUUAGAGCAAACAGAACAAAGUGUCAAUUUAAUUGUCAGUGGAAAGCCCAGUCCGAUUAAAAGUAGAAUUUUAAAACUGGGAGAUUCUGAACUUGAUCCUGAUUAUGCCACACAACCGAGCCAACAAUCUAGUCAUAGUGACAGUAAUAGUGACAGUUAUUUGAAAGAAAAUAGUCCCAACUCCAAAUCCAGUGAAAGUAGUCCACAUUGUUUAGAAAUUAUUCCACCUGUGAAUGAUAAAGACUUGUCAUCCACUGGCCAUGUAAUUGGCUGCAAAGAAAGUAAACCAUCAAGUGAUAUACCCAGUAAGAUAGAUAUUAGCAAAAGUCAAGACACAAAUCAUAACCAGAAACACACAACCCAAGCUGAGAUGCAACUUGGUCAUGGAGGAAUAAUGUCUCAAAAUAGGUCACCACGUGCUAAAAUAUAUCGUCAAAUUUCAAAGUUCAACUUGACUAAAUCUCCAGAAGAAGCCUGGUCUACAGAGCAGGAACAGGAUCUAAAAGUUAAUCAAUCUUCAAAACUUGGAAAGAGGAAAGACGGCAAUGAUAUGCCAACUGCUGAAAAUUUGAUGUGUACUACUACAGACUCCGGGCCUUCUAGUGGAUCUAGUGAAUCUACCUCAAUACUAAGACUGACCCAUGCAAGGAAAGAAUUGAACAAGGAGGAACAAAGCAACCAAUCCAUAACAAAUACUCAGUGUGAUCCAGCAGAGUUGUCUCAUAGAUCCCCACCUUUAUUUGACACUUCAAAUGAAUUUGAUCAAUCAGGAGACAGACUUCUAAAUGAAAGUAUCCUCCAAAAUCUUGAUGGUUCGAUUGCAUCCAAAAAUAACAAACUUCCCACUCAUGAUACACCCAAAUAUGGAUGCAACAAAUGUGGAAAGGAUGUCAUAAACAAAGUCGGAGAUCAAAACAUUGAUGACACUCAGAUAGCAGUAAUUUCAAGCAGUAGUGAAGAAAUUACCCUAUCCCAAGGACUGAUGCUCUUAGAUAGUCAGUCAGAGCAUAUACAUGAAGAACAGUUGAGUCAAAAUAUGGUAAAUCAAGAUAAAGAAAGGUAUUCACGCCCAAGGAGAGAAAAACUUUCCAAAACAAAAAGCCAAGACAGUCAAAAAAGUCAAUCAGAUUCCAAUUUAGAAAGACAGUCAAAUUCUGAAUGUCGGAAGACAAAUCCUGAAAGUCAGAAGUCAAGUUCAAAAAGUCAGAGGUCAAAUUCUGAAAGUCAGAAGUCAAAUGUUAGUACUUCAGAAAAUGAUGAGGAUUUCUGUACUUGUGUUUCUUCAACACAUGCUGAUGAUAGAGGUUUGGGAUCCGAUGAGGAGACAAUAUACCACUCUGUCUCUGGUCAAAGUGGCCAGACUGUAGUGUCCAACAGCUUCAAUUCUGAGCCUGGGAGUCAGCAGCCCACAGACAGGUUGGCAUAUCUCCAGCAAAUAUCAGAGGAAAUAAGUGAUAAGCUGAACAGAUCUAGCCAAUUUGUAGAAACAACAAAGAUGACAAGGCCUUCACAUUCACACAGACAUUGUAGUGUAGUCUUGACACGAGAUGUGACUUUAAAUAUUGAGGAUAGAGAUAAAAUAUUUCAUAUUUACCACUAGUGAAGGUUUACAUGACCAAAAUAAUUCUGAAAACGUUACUGUUAAAAUUUUACUGUUACUGCAUUAUUUUAGUGUGAAAAUACUGUUUAGCAACUGCAGAAUGGGGGGGGGGGGGGGGUAGUCUGCUGUUAGCAUGACAGACAAAUGUAUCCUGCUUUAAACAUUUAGAUUAAGAUUAAGCAGGAUCGAACAUGAUACAAAAUUACAGAGGCGUUAUAAAAAGACAUUAAGAGACAUUAGAUAUCAUUGUAUUAAUACAAAUGAUAUGUACUUAAAGUGGAAGUAAAUGAUUGAGAUUAUAGGUAAAAUUGUGAAAAGGAUCUGGCAGUAAAUG